This is a messenger RNA of Spinacia oleracea (spinach), 453 nucleotides long. RefSeq names its product protein FAR1-RELATED SEQUENCE 5-like. Bases 1 to 453 code for a protein of 150 amino acids. The record is from RefSeq and is a predicted model, not a curated record. The transcript has 2 exons. Lineage: Eukaryota; Viridiplantae; Streptophyta; Magnoliopsida; Caryophyllales; Amaranthaceae.
AUGAAACGGUUCUUGUGUAGCUGCGAAGGGGUUAAAGAUGAAAAAAGGAAGAGAACAAGGUCUUAUGCUAGAUUGGAUACGCGUACUGGGUGUACUGCUUUUGUUCAGUUUUCUAUUGGUAAAGAUGGUGUAUGGACGGUUGUGAAUCAUAAUAUGAUUCAUAAUCAUGUUAUGGUUCCUCUAAAUAAGAGGCAUUUGAUAAGAUCACAAAGGAAGGUUAGUAAGGAGGCUCUUUACUUUAUGUCUACUUUAAAAGCUAGUGGUGUUAAAGUGUCUGAUACCUUGAGGGUUUUGAGGAAAGAAGUAGGCGGAUCACCUAUGGUCGGUUUUACAGCUAGUGAUGCUUAUAAUGCUUUAUCACGUGCAAAAGCUAAUAAACUUGAAGGUCAUGACUGUCAUCAGUUAAUCAAGUAUUUUGCUCAGAGAAAUUCCAGUGAAGAAGAGAGAUUAUGA